AUGGAUUUGAAGCAAAUCCAACUGGUUCAGAGUAAUCAGGGCGAACGACUUGCCAGGCUCGAGCGUCGUCAGGACCAAGAUGCAAACCUCAAAUCCGUUUGGCAGCAGAAUCCCUUUCCUGGCGUCUUGGCCGGAACUCCUCAGCAGGGCCCGACUCACAUGUCCCCAAACGAUAUGUUCGAUGACUUCGACGAAUCUGGUCAGCACUUGCUGAGCUCCCUCCACCUUGGGCCUGCGGAAGAAGAGCCCGCUCGCCGAGGUGCCGCCUCCCGGGCCAACAGCGUCCGGUUUGACGAGAGUGCGCUGCGAGGAGCAGACUGGGCUAGUCAAAGCAAUCGCCAUUCCGGCGAAUUCGCUCCUCCGCGUCCAAGCAGCGGGAUGAUGAUGGAGCGGUCUCUGUCUCAUAAGUCGGACGGACGGCACAGCUCGGCGGGUCAUUCUGUCCACUCCUUCCAUUCGGUUGCCUCGGGUCGAGCUAGCAGCCUGGGUUUGGAUACGAACUUCAUGGUCAGCAGUCACGAGGAUGAUUCUCCAUUGGAUAUGCCGGAGCCACCGCCAGGCCUUUUCAUCUUAGGAUCCGUCCCGACCAUUAUCAGAUGCUGGCUCACAACUCAGUUUGCGCACAACACCAUUCUUUACGCCGACCUCUGUACAGGCUCGCAGAAGUCCGUGCUGGACUACUCCGUUUUGAGAGACCUUGAUCUGUUGGAGGAUGUGCAACGCGACGUCGACGGCACUUUCAAGAUACGACUGCCGGUGUACCUUGUUGAAGCCACUGUCUCGGAGAGGAGCAGCCGCUCGUCGAGUCCCGGCCACCAAAUACCUAGCAUUCUGACAACCUUUGAGGUAUCUGGCGUGGACCAAUCCGAUUUUACGGAACCAAAGAGAGGCAUACAGAUCUUCAUCGGCAGCGAUACGCUAAGAGCACAUCAGGCGGACAUCCUCUUGUCUCAAAAUCGCAUGUGUCUCUUCGGCAGUGAGCGCGAAAAACUGUCUGUUCCCUUCGUACGCCCCGAGGAUGACUCUGUUUUCAAAUACAUCAACACGACAAACCUUGUCCCGGAGAAACCCCGACUGAACGCCAAUGCUGCGCCGUUCGUAUCUGGGGAGCCGCGGUCUCGCGCUGCUUCGGCGCACGACGGUUUGGAGAACAGUGUCUCCAGCGUGCAGGCGGAAGACACGGAGUCUCAGGGGUUGAUCUCUCCGACAGAAAAUCACUCUAUACCCAACAAGUCGAUUGGAGCAAGCAACCUGUCUGAAAGUGGCGGGGAGAGUGAAAGACUAGGUAAAGACACGACCAGUGAGUCCGAGUCUGGCGCGAGAGAUUCGUCGGCCGCGCAGAACAGCUCAGCCAGCACAGACGGCAACCGGCGUGAGUCUGCAGGCGGUAUCUGGGGCUCUUGGCGGCAGAGCACGUCGACAAACGGUGCUGAGAACGGACAGCGGGACGCCAACGGACCGUUGAGCGGUUAUCAGCCCGCUGGACGCGGUAGUCGGAACAUGAAGGUGUUGAAGCCCCUGAAAUCGGGCUCAUCAUCGUCUGCUCGUACCGGAGCUGCCUACGAGCCACCGCUUGCCCCCAGGACAAGCGGGGAACACCGACGGAAAUCUCAGGCCGGUGUUACAGCAGAGACCAACUCCGCGGGAACCAUUCGUUGGGAGCCAAAGAGAACGGUCAGCAGCACAGGAGACUCGAAGGCCCAGCGAGAGGCGAAGAACGCAGCGCCGCCGUUGCCAAGAUCGGCGAACCCUAUCGGAGGAGCAUCUGCCUUUUCAUGGAUGACGCCGACAUCCAAGGCGAAGCCUACGGCGACUGCUGAGUAG
Molecule: messenger RNA, 1824 nt
Organism: Colletotrichum karsti
Lineage: Eukaryota; Fungi; Ascomycota; Sordariomycetes; Glomerellales; Glomerellaceae
Product: ubiquitin carboxyl-terminal hydrolase 19
Exons: 2
Coding region: 1-1824 (607 amino acids)
Source: RefSeq, a predicted model, not a curated record